UCGAUGGGCACGUCGACCUCCCCAACAUGGCCGCGACGUAGGCACGCCUGUUAGCCGGGCUACUACAGCGCUGGCGUAUCUUGUACCAUUAUAUCUACGGGCGGAAGUGCUCAACCGCAAACAGCAGCUUGGUGGUGAUGUUCCCGAGCAGUUGUUGGACGGCUAUGGACUCGGUUCGCAGCGAUGAAACUCAUCAUGGCGAGGCCGAGGUCAGUAAGUCGGCGGCGGCGGCGGCGGUGACUGGGGAAGGAGAUGCAGGUGGUGCAACGAACCUAGCGAACGUCAAGAAGAAAACGAAGACAACGGCGAACAGGAGGAGGCGGAAGAAGAAGAAGCCACCGCUGCCGCUGCUGCACCAUCACCAUCACCAGCAGAACCCCCUGAGAUGUUCCCGCUUAUCCGACCAGCAUCACAGCCCCGGCCUGCCCGCUUCGUCGGCACAUCAACCCGCUUCGGAGCAGCCCGGUCGGACACCGGGCGUCGUCGUGACCCGCCAUCUUUUGAAACAGGAAAGCAAGAAGGAGCUGCUGAGGUCUAAAUGUGGCCGCCUGGCACGAGGACCCGCGCAGCCAGCGUGUCCGGCCGCCCGUAUGCUCCUGAAACACGAGCAUCUCAACAGCACUGUACACGCCCGCCAACACAACCAGAACGCGGGCCAGGUCCAGGUCCAGACCCCGCACAGGAAGAACAGCAACAAUGGCGCCAACAAACCUUGUUUAGAACACAACAACGCCAAGAACACGGCCGAGCGCCUCAAGGGAUGGGUGGCCGAGCGCCUUGAAGAAGGCGAGAAAGUCUAUGCCGGCGCCAAGUUCAGCGAGCCGCCCUUGCCCAGCGUCCUGCCCAAACCACCAAGCCACUGGGUCCGGAAGAACCAAAGUCCAAAACGCAAAAGCCGAGAAUUAAUAAGCGUCCACUUGAAGUCACUUCUGAAGGUUCAGGAUCACGUGUGACCUCAAAGCCAGCUCACUUGAGCAAAAACUUUGUUGUAACGGUACAGCCAGCCAUUGCGGCUUCUCACUAUCCUGGUAGAAGUCUGCGAAUGCAACCAGGAUGGUGUUUUCAUAGGAAAACCACUUCCAAACUACGCUUAUUUAUCUGGGCAUCCAUUUUCUUGGUCGCCAAUCCAUGUCAGGGCACAUGAAUACAAACAAUACAAUGUUGGACAAGAGGCAAAUUCAUUACAUUUAGCUGCCUCUUCUGUUCAGACAGCCGGUGCAGCUUUACGCCUUCAGAUGACAUGACGUCAGAACCAACGUCUGUGACAAUGACAAUAGCUUUCAAUUCAAAGGGUUCCUGACUUCAUGCUAUGCCAUGACACACAUUGAUACAAUGUUGGAAAACGGCUAAUUCGUGGGUCUGUAUUUCUUUGCCUGUUCUGUCCAGAGAGCCGUUGCUGCUUUAUGCCUUCAGAUGAUUACAUGACGUCAAAACCAUCGUCUGUGACAGUGACAGUAGCUUUCAACUCAGAGGUCAUGACUUCCCACUCUCCGUGACACGCACUGACUUAAUUCGUGGGUCGACUACAGCUCACGACAUAACGGUAGGGUUGGCAUUUUGCUGCCUGUCCCUUUCAGACUGCUGUUGCGGCUUCACGCCCUUAGAUAAUUUCUUCAAGCCAGAGUCUAGGACCGAGGCGAUGACUUUCAACUAUGACUGUAACGAUACGCCAAAGUUAGGAUUCUUGCGAUUAUUAUUAUAAAUAAAUAGAAUAUUUUUAUGAAUAUAUUCAUAUGAUAACUAUCUUGUUAUAUGUAGACAUUUUAUAUUUCUAAUAUAUUUAUAGAAUAUAUAUAUAUAUAUAUAUAUAUAUAUAUAUCCAUCCAUUUUCUGAGCCGCUUAUCCUCACAAGGGUCGCGGGAGUGCUGGAGCCUAUCCCAGCUAUCAUUGGGCAGGAGGCGAGGUACACCCUGAACCGGUUGGCAGCCAAUCGCAGGGCACACAUAAACAAACAACAAUUCUCACUCACAUUCACACCUAUGGGCAAUUUAGUGUCUUCAAUUAACCUACCAUGCAUGUGUGUGGGAUGUGGGAGGAAACCGGAGUGCCCGGAGAAAACCCACGCAGGCACGGGGAGAACAUGCAAACUCCACACAGGCGGGGCCGAGGAUUGAACCCCGGUCCUCGGAACUGUGAGGCAGACGCUCUAACCAGUCGGUCACCGUGCCUAUAUAUAUAUAUAUAAUUUUGUGUUUUCUUCCGCGCUCCACUGAAAUUAACUUGAGGUUGGUGUCUUCGAACAACUAGCAGAACUAGCAUUAACGGUAGCCAUAGUUUUGCUCAAUCAGGACAGAUGACCGUCACUGGAAAAGUAGUCACAUGACAUGCAGUUGGAGGAGUCUGUGCUGAAGAAAUGUAUCUUCAAUCUCAGUUUAAGUUUGUUUUUGUUUUCAAAUCAGUUUAAAAUGCUAAUAUUAAUUAAGUUUGGCUAGCGACCUGUUCAGGGUGUACCCUGCCUCUCGCCCGAAGAUAGCUGGGAUAGGCUCCAGCAGCCCAUGACCCUAGUGAGGAUAAGCGGUAAAGAAAAUGGAUGGAUGGAAGUUUGGUGGCCAACACAUACUCGUGUCUUAGAGUAUUGUGAUUUUCAGUUGCGAUAACGUAUCGUUACAGGUUACUUUCUGACACGACAGAAAACUGCAAAUUCGCUGGUCGACUUUACCAGCAUUCUGUUGAUGUACCUUUUAAGAUCGCUGUUGCAAUUUCACGUCUUCAGAUAAAUAGAUAAACGUCAGCACCAGCAUCUGUGACAGCGACAGCCACCUUGAUUGAUUUUGGCUAGGACGCCACAGGGUGGAGUUUCCUGUGCAUUUUGUGGCCAUUUCCGGUAGCCGUUUUUACUUUCCUUUCCAUAAGAAGGAACAAAGCAAGAACAAUGGCGACCGUGGAACAGAGUCUGCUAGACCAAAUGGACCUAGAUGACCAGAUGAUACGUUGAAUUAUGCUGCAAAAUCGGCCGCGUAGGUGCUAUGUGGAACCAGGGGGAACGCUGAUUGCAUUAUCACAGCAUGUAACUAAAACGGACCAAUCACGAGAGAUGAUCUCGGCGGCAUUCUACGCGCAGCAAACAUUUUUGCCGUGUGUGCGUCACGCUACGCAGAGGGGCCGCACGGGGCAAUUCGCCGGUCACGUGAUGCAAUGUGGGCAUUCUCGGCCGCGCGACCGUGGGAGUAUACAGAGGCCUUAAGGCUUCUUUUCUCUUUUGAAAAUGAACCGCAGUUCACCUCCAAGUCGCGCAACAUCUGGUAUUGGCUAGGACACCACAGGGUGGAGUUGCAUUUUUGGGGCCAUUUCCGGUAGCCGUUUUUCCUUUCCUUUUUGUGGCAAGGAACAAAGUAACAGCAAUGGUGACCGUGGAACAGUGCCUGCUAGAACAAAUGGACCUAGAUGACCAGAUGAUCCGUUUAAUUAUGCUGCAAAAUCGAUCGAGAAGACGACGGCGUAGAUGGUAUGUAGAACCAAGGGGCACACUGAGUACAUCAUCACAGCAUGUGACUAAAACGGACCAAUCACGAGAGAUUAUCUCCGGCGUUCUACGUGCAGCAACAAUUUUUGCUGGGUGCGCGUCAAGCUACGCAGAGGGGCCGCACGAGCCGAUUCGUCGCCGCGGGAGUAUUAUGAGGCCUUUAAAGACGCCUUUAGGUGGUCAGCGUGAAAGGGGCUUCAGUGUUUGGACAGACAUAAGUAAGGAAGCAGGAAGUGAUCUGACUCAUUUGCACUUUUCCCCGUGUGUCGAUGCACUUUUUUUUCUACAGGUAAAAAGUACAUAAAUAUUUGUGUAUUCUCUUUUGAAAGAUUCUAAUUUUGUUGCCAAGUGCCCACCACCUCCCUCCCCCCCCCAAAAAAAAGGGGGGGCGGAUAAAAUCAUCCCUUGGUGUUGCUACUAGUUAGCACUUUGGUGAAAGAUGAGCGUUAACGCUGAGAGGAAACAAGGGUUGCUGACAAGCCUCAGUAGUAGUAGUUAGAGGACAAUGGUGUGACAGUCAAAGAGACAAAUCGGCGAAGUUUGAGGCACUUUUUAUUGGAGAAAAAGAUACAACGCACUUUUUCUCCUCAUGGAGGCACACAGUUUUAUCAUCAACAUUUCAAUAGCUGGUUUUUAAGUUAAAUAGUGUGACUUUUUGGGACCUCUUUUAAGAUGUCGUAUCAGAUAUCAAGAGAGCCACUUCAGGGAAGAUCAUGUCCUCAGUGUGUUCUUCUCAUGGCUGCUAAUACACACACAUACACACUUACACAAAAAUGCCAAAAAAAGAAGUCCUGCAAUGGGGACUCUUGUCUUCUAAGCCAUUUGACUCCACACAGGACAACAGCUGCAUUCUUUCAAAAAAAUUCUAGAAAAAAAAUGUCUUUUGUAACUUAAUUGUGACAAUAAAGUAUUAGCUACUGUUA
This is a messenger RNA of Phyllopteryx taeniolatus (common seadragon), 4386 nucleotides long. Its product is annotated as proline-rich nuclear receptor coactivator 1-like. The coding region runs from base 138 to 953 and encodes 271 amino acids. NCBI's taxonomy places the organism in Eukaryota, Metazoa, Chordata, Actinopteri, Syngnathiformes, Syngnathidae. Gene Ontology annotation, cellular component: nucleus; P-body. Gene Ontology annotation, biological process: nuclear-transcribed mRNA catabolic process, nonsense-mediated decay. The transcript is spliced from 2 exons. The record is from RefSeq and is a predicted model, not a curated record.